Molecule: messenger RNA, 1791 nt
Organism: Abrus precatorius (Indian licorice)
Lineage: Eukaryota; Viridiplantae; Streptophyta; Magnoliopsida; Fabales; Fabaceae
Product: probable nucleoredoxin 2
Exons: 3
Coding region: 122-1387 (421 amino acids)
Molecular function (GO): thioredoxin-disulfide reductase (NADPH) activity
Source: RefSeq, a predicted model, not a curated record
AUGAAUAUAAGUGUCGGGUGUUUGUGUAUGGGGAGUUUCCACUCUCCUCGCGGUGCUUUCAUCAAUAGACUGGUACAAAGGAGGGAGAGAGAGAGAGGGAGAGAGAGAGAGAGAGUGAGUGAUGAGGACGGAGAUGAAGGAUGGAAGUACUCGUGUUAUGGUGAGGGGUAAUGGUAAUUCUGGGGAAGUCUCAAUCUCUAAGUUCUCACACCUUUUAGCUUCCAAAGAUCGUGAUUACCUACUCUCUCCCACGGGGGUUCAGGUUCAUGUUUCUGAUCUUCGAGGGAAAGUAGUUGGUCUCUUAUUCGCUGCUAACUGGUACCCCCCAUGCCGUGGAUUCACCCAACUAUUAGUUGGAAUCUACGAGGAGCUCAGAAACAGUGUCCCUCAAAUUGAGAUUGUCUAUGUGUCUUCGGAUGAGGACUUAAAUGCCUUUAAUAGCUUCUAUGGAAACAUGCCGUGGCUUGCAAUUCCGUUCUCUGAUUUGGAAACAAAGAAAGCAUUGAACAGAAAGUAUGACGUGGAAGGCAUUCCGUGCUUAAUUUUUUUGCAACCUGACGACAAUAAAGAGGACGGAACAGUUCGUGAUGGGGUCGAACUUAUUUAUCGCUAUGGAAUCCAAGCCUAUCCAUUCAGUAAAGAGAGGUUGGAGCAGCUGCAAAAGGAAGACAAAGCAAAGCUUGAAAAUCAGAACCUCACUAAUUUAUUAGCAAACCGCGACCGUGAUUAUGUUUUAAGUCACGCGCCACUCAAACAGGUGCCUGUUGCUUCCCUAGUGGGUAAAACUAUUGGACUCUACUUCUCAGCCGAAUGGUGUGGCCCAUGCGGCAAGUUCACUCCCAAACUGAUUUCCGUUUAUCAAAAGAUAAGGCAAGAGCUAGCUGAAAAAGGAGAGGAGGACUUUGAGAUUGUGUUGAUAUCCAGUGACCGGGACCAAGCUUCUUUUGACUCCUACUACAAUAGCAUGCCUUGGUUAGCAUUGCCUUUUGGUGACCCAGAGAUCAAAAACCUUGCUAGACACUUUAAUGUACAAGGAAUUCCUUGCCUGGUAAUUAUAGGCCCUGAUGGUAAAACAAUAACCAUACAUGGUAGGAACUUAAUAAACCUGUACCAAGAAAAUGCCUACCCUUUUACCGAUGCCAAAGUGGAGCAAUUAGAGAAACAACUAGAAGAGGAGGCUAAGGGCCUUCCUACAUUGGUGUAUCAUGAAGGGCAUCGCCAUCAUCUUAAUUUGGUGUCAGAUGGCAACGGAGGAGGUCCCUUUAUAUGUUGUGUUUGUGAUGAACAAGGGUCCAGUUGGGCCUACCAGUGUCUCCAGUGUGGCUAUGAAGUGCACCCAAAGUGUGUCAGAACUGUGGAACGUGACAAUAUCUCGGUGGCUAGGUGAUGACGUUUCUGGCUUUUCCCGUUAAACUCUACUUAUGGGGAUUAGCUUCCUAUGCCAAUUAAUUGAAUGUUAGUAGCCCUUGAGUUGUUUAUCCUAAUCUAAGACUCGGCGGGGGCUGGAAUGCUGUUUGGAAUUAAUUAGAUUAAUUACAUAACUUUGUGGUUGAAUAUCUUCUUGUUGCUAUUAUGUGACUGAAAGAAAAGGACAGUGAUAAAGGGAAAGGAGACACGGAAAUUACUUGUGAGCUCCUUUAUGAUGUCAUUGAUGUGUGGAAAUUUGAUAAACACAGUAAAGAAAGAGAUUUUAAUUUAGAAUUAAUUUUGUUUAAGAGUGAGUCAUUGGUUGUCUAUUAAGGUUUUAUUAACGAAAAGUAUAGUAUCUAUUAAAAAUAUGAAAUUUAAAUU